ACGAUUGAUGUAAAAAUGGAUAGUAUUAAUGCGUUUGGAACAAAUCGAGUUAGAUUAAAAAGGGAUGCUAUGCUUAAACAGUCGCCACUUCAAGAGGACAAUACAGUGGCACCUCACGUAGAAUUCUUCAACCCUAAAAUGCGAUCUGAGUUGGAGGAAAAAGAUGCGAUGGAAAUGAAGAAGACUGGAGCGAAGGGACCAGCUCCUGGAGGUGACACGUGGGUCUGGCUUACUAGCUAUUCUAGAGUUCCAUAUAAAGUAGUUCAAGGGUUCUGCAAAGCUACUCAAGAUUACUGUCCACCUGGUGUGCAAGGCCCUGAAGGACCGGUUGGAUCUCCUGGACCAAAAGGUGAAAGAGGAGAUCCAGGCGCUCCUGGCACGCCAGGGAAUCCAGGGUUGAGAGGUCCUCUUGGACCACCUGGUCCAAAAGGAGAACGGGGCUUUCCUGGAAACCCAGGUUUAGAUGGCAGAGACGGUGUACCUGGAGAACCAGGCUUAGAUGGCUUAUCAGGCAGAAAUGGUGCUGAUGGAGCACCAGGGAGAGACGGUCGGGAUGGUAUUCCAGGAAAAGAUGGUAGCCCAGGGAAAAAUGGAAAAGAUGGCAAAGAUGGAAAACCAGGGGCACAAGGUCCGCCAGGCAUAAAAGGUCCAAAAGGUGACCGUGGUCCCAUGGGUCCUAAGGGACUCCGGGGCAAUGACGGACAUGAUGGAGCUCCUGGAAGACCUGGCUUAUCUAUUUAUAAUUAUACCAAAGAAAAUCAAAUGUUUAUACCACCGACUUUUGCACUGGAAAACCCAAGACUCAUAGUACGCGAAGGGGACAUAAUGCGAAUGGACUGCAACCCGAAAGGUUUUCCUGAACCUACGAUUGAGUGGCGACGAGCUGAUGGAACUCCCAUAAUACAGGGUUCGUGGCGUGACGCGUCAGUAAGCGGGCACGUUCUCAAUAUUCCGAACGUGUCUCGGUGGCACACCGGCAAGUACGUCUGUCUCGCCAACAACGGUAUGCAGCCGCCGGCCAACCAGACCACCGAUGUGGAAGUGCAUUUCAGUCCCUACAUACGAGUACCAAAUAAUAUUGUUUACGUUUUUAACAAAACGGUUAAAAUUGAAUGUGAGAUACAAGCUUGGCCUGAACCAGUCUUGGCUUGGGAGAUCGAUGGAGUUACCAUCGAAGGUUCACGAUACAAGAUGGAGGUGUCCACAACUGGCGACCCUUGGAGAUGGAUCAUGAGUCUUGAGAUACCAAACAUCAGAGACCACGACUUGAGGCAGUACAGCUGUGUCGCCAAAAAUGAACUUAAUAAUCAGACUGUCAAAGGACAUAUUCGUUUGAUGUACCCAGGUCCAAACCAGAACACCCAGAUCCAACAGCCAAUGGAAUUCGGCUUCCGUCCUCCGACCCUCACAUCAUACGAAGAGUUAUGCCAGGUACAGCACUGUCCGUCGUGCCCGAGAUGUGACCGCGCUCUGCUCUUGAUAUCUUCUAUGAACUCAACUGCUGGGUAUAAACCGAGGAGAAACACUAAUUGUCAAUUAUAUGCCAUCGGUAAACCUGUCUACCAUCGCUAUAUAGAUGAGUUGUUCGGCGCUUGGUUAAGGGACUCCAAUGCUUCUGAGAGUCAGAAAGAAAAACUAUGGGCAACUCAGGAGAACGACGUCGAGAGGUUGCGGGAGUACAGGAGCAAGGCUACUUUUAAAGCUGAUCACGUUGACGAGUUCCACAAGCUGCAAAAGCCAUUCUUUGGCAAUGGCCACAUCGUAUACAGCGGUUCUUUCUUCUACCAGGCGAAUGAGUCCGGAAACCCAGGGGACAUAAUACGAUACGACUUAACACAGAGCAGGAUAAAAUCGGCUCACUUGCCCCACGCCGAUGGAAGACUCUAUAGCUCUCAACACAAUCAGGUCGACUUCAGUGCUGAUGACAACGGUCUAUGGGCUAUAUAUUCCAUAGAAGGAUCGAACAACACAGCCGUUGCAAAGCUAAGUUUCGAUCCGAACAAGGAUGACUUAAAUAUAGAUUAUAUUUGGAAUAUAUCGCUGAAUCACAGACAAGUAGGGGAAAUGUUCAUAGUAUGUGGCGUGCUCUACGCGUUAGACUCAGCCACAGAACGGGAGAGCAAAGUGACUGUGGCCAUAGAUUUGUACUUGAGCAAGCCCGUAGAAGUCUCGCUGCAGUUCACCAACCCAUUUAGAAAGACGACACAGCUUGGAUAUGAUCACACGCAUAAGGAGUUGUAUUCAUGGGACCGAGGAAACCAACUAACGUAUCCCGUCAGAUACAACGAACUACCUGGACCUUGAUUUUUUAAAUACUUAAUGCAUUGUAACGUAAUAUGUAAAACAUUUCAUAAUAAAUUAUUCACAAG
Melitaea cinxia (Glanville fritillary) is the source of this 2369-nucleotide messenger RNA. RefSeq lists its product as uncharacterized. Lineage: Eukaryota; Metazoa; Arthropoda; Insecta; Lepidoptera; Nymphalidae. Gene Ontology annotation, biological process: signal transduction. The coding region runs from base 16 to 2304 and encodes 762 amino acids. The record is from RefSeq and is a predicted model, not a curated record. The transcript has 17 exons.